This is a messenger RNA of Helianthus annuus (common sunflower), 2899 nucleotides long. Its product is annotated as putative pentatricopeptide repeat-containing protein At3g16890, mitochondrial. The record is from RefSeq and is a predicted model, not a curated record. The coding region runs from base 115 to 2187 and encodes 690 amino acids. Lineage: Eukaryota; Viridiplantae; Streptophyta; Magnoliopsida; Asterales; Asteraceae. The transcript has 4 exons. Gene Ontology annotation, molecular function: protein binding.
CCGAAGUUACUUCAGCCGGUUUAAACUGGGGUUUGGGUUCACUAGAAAACCGGUUCAACUUUCGCCGUAUCUUUCCUCCCCUCACCUGAACUCAGCGACAGAUGCUUUGCCUCAAUGAGACGCCUUUCUGCUCUUGCUUCUAGGGCCGAACACAUCCCUAAUCAAACCACACCCAAAUCAACUAUUCAACCAAGAAUUCAACCCAAUUCAUCAUCCAAUUUCACCCCAUCAAUCUCUUCAACAUUCACCACAAAAGGUAAUCUUUCUACCCUCAAUCCUCUAUCUAACAAACCCAUAGAUCAUCACUACAUUUCCCAGCUUCUUGCAAGAAAAGAUUGGUACUUACUGCUAAACAACGAGUUAAAAACCAAUAAAAUUAGCCUAAACCCUAGGACCAUAGUGAGUAUUUUACAAAAUCAAGAAAACCCAUUGCAAAGUUUGCUUUUUUAUUUGUGGGUUUUGAAUAUCAACCCGUUAUAUGCCAAGAAUCAAUCGGUUCGAGGGGUUUUAGCGAAUACCCUUUAUCGAAAAGGCCCGGUUUUGUUAACUAAGGAGUUGGUUGAUCUUGUUAGAAGGUCUGGGUGUUGUGUUACUGAGGAUUCACUUUGUGUUUUGAUAGGAAGUUGGGGGCGGUUGGGUUUGGCUAAGUAUUGUGCGCGAGUUUUCGAUCAGAUUUCGUUGUUGGGGAUUGGUUCUAGUACUAGGUUGUAUAAUGCGGUGAUUGAUGCGUUGGUUAAGUCGAAUGCGCUUGAUUUGGCGUAUUUGAAGUUUCAACAAAUGAAGGCGGAUAGAUGCGAUCCGGAUAGGUUUACGUAUAAUUUUUUGAUUCAUGGAGUUUGUAAAGCUGGAGUUGUGGAUGAGGGUUUAAGGUUAGUGAAGCAAAUGCAGGAAAUGGGAUAUUCGCCGAAUGUGUUCACGUAUACGAUACUUGUUGACGGGUAUUGUAAUGCGAAAAGAAUUAAGGAAGCGUUUAACGUUUUAGAGAGAAUGAAGGAGAGUAAUGUGAAGCCGAAUGAUGCUACAUUUCGAUCAUUGGUUAAUGGCGUGUUUCAUAACACGAACCCUCUCGAGGCUUUUAAGUUGUUAUCCGAUUUUGUGGAAAACGAACGCGUAUUGCAUGUAGCGGCAUGUGAAGCGGUUUUGCUUUGUCUUUCUAGCAACUCUAUGCCUAAAGAAACCGUUCUUUUCUUGAAGAAAAUCGUCAAGAGAGGUUAUAUUCCCAAUACUACGACAUUAAACAUCGUUAUAACAUGUUUACUUAAGCGAUUUGAUCUAACGGAAACUUGUGAUAUUGUUGAUGGUUUGAUUGCGAGAGGUGUGAAUCUUGGGUUCAAUACUUAUAUUCUUCUUGUGGAGUCUUUAUACAAGAACGGAAAAUUAGAGGAGGGUAAUCGGUAUCUAAAUCAAAUUAUCAAAAACGGGCUUCUAACAAAUGUGAUCUCGUAUAACAUGAUAAUCGAUAGUUUUUGCAAGACGGGUAUGAUCGAUAGAGCUAUGAAAACAUUUCUAGACAUGCUUCAAAGUCACAUUUCCCCUAAUCUCGUUACUUUCAACACUCUAUUAUCAUAUCAUUGCAAGACUGGCGAUAUGCAUGAAUCCCGAGAGCUUCUUAAGAUGCUAUUAAACCAUGGUUUAAAACCCGACGCUUAUACUUUUAGUUCGAUAAUCUACGGUCUUUGUAGGACCCACCAAAUUAACGAUGCUUUCGAUUGUUUGCACGAAAUGGUUGAUUGGGGUGUUCAUCCAAACGCUAUAACAUACAACAUCUUGAUCCGAGCAUUAUGUAUCAUCGGCGAUAUUUCGAAAGCUAAAGCGUUGCUAAAGUCAAUGCAAGUCAAUGGGGUAAAGCCGGAUGUUUUUUCUUUCAACGCUUUGAUUGGUAACUUUUGUAGGAUAAAGGACGUCGAGAAGGCACAAAGGGUCCUCAUGACGAUGUUGACUUUAGGUUUGACUCCGGAUAAUUUCACUUAUAGUGCGUUUAUUAAGAUGCUGUGUGAUUCGGGGAGAUAUAAAGAAGCUAAAGAGUUGUUACAAUCGAUGGAAGCUAAUGGAUGUAGCCCCGAUUCUUUUACUUGUAAUUUGUUUAUCGAUGCGUUAGUUCAGUCGGGUAGGUUCGUUGAGGCACGGGACAUGUUUAUCAAGUAUAAAGAAAAGGGAAUUGUAUUGAAACCUAUAUCUAUUUUAUAAUGACAUUUAUGAGAGAUUUGAGAUUAUUGUUCUUCUUUUCGUACCUUUGGCUUUGAUAAUUGUACAUCAUGGAGUUUCUUUGCCGCCUGCUUCUCUGUUUCUUUCUACAGUACAUCAAGCUACAUAUCAAGGGUAUUUUGGACAUUUUGGAAAUAAUCGAACAAUUUUGGACGGGAGUAUGUUUAUCCAGAUUAGGGUUUUCGGUUACAUGGUCAAAUUCUGUAGGAUAAGAUAUCUUGUGAAGGCCCUUCAAUGCUUCAUUGAGAAACAUAUAUACAUCAGCUGUGAAGAGUCAUGUGCCACCUGAAUACACCAGUGGAUAUUGUAACAGGCCGCUGCUCUCUCACUCGCUGAAUCCUCCACUGCACCACACCACCACUCAAAUGGAAGUCUGCUACACUGCCGCCACUGCAGUUAUUAUUGGUCUUGUGUUGUUGUAAACUAGGGUGUCCACGGUCUGGAUUUGAGGGAUUUUAGGCCAAACCGUUGGUAACACUAACGGGUUUUAAUUAUUAGAAACCAAAACCGAACUGUUAAAAGAUAAAAACCAAACCGUGGCUAAGGGUUUGUCUCCGACUUGAACGGUUUCACGGUUUUAAACUGAACCAUGAACAUCCCUACUGUAAACAACUGUUAUGGUACUUAGGUGAAUGUUGUAUACUUGUAUAACUAUUUUCAUUAGUAGUUGAGCUCAAUUGAAUACAUUCUGAUC